CGUUGAUCGCUCCCCAAGCUUGUCUUCGUUGAUCGCCUGACUAGGCUUCAUCUUGAUGAUUUGCUUCGGUGUUCUUCACCGGUCGGCACUGAAGGAAUGCAUUCGUCAUGGUGACUGGAAGCAAGCCUUGACGCUCUUGUUCAGCUCCCGCAGACAGCGCGUUCAGCCUGACAUCGUGAGUUACAAUUUGGUGCUGCAAGCCUGCCGCCGUGCAUCUCAGUGGCCCUGUGCAGUGGAGCUUCUGACGCACCUUCCGCUUUCUUCCGUCCGGAAGGAUGUGGUGACGGUCAGCACCGUGGUCUCAGCCCUGGAGGAGACGGACCACUGGGCUGCCGCGCUGGGCCUCUUGCGCGAGGCGCACGUGGAGGCGAUUGAGUUGAACAUUGUGGCGUUUGGAGCCGCCGUGAGCUGUGCGCGCCGCCAGUGGCGUUGGAGCUCCGCCCUGUUGCAGGAGGCCUUGGACCGAGGCUUAGAGCAGAGCCUCAUUGCGCACAACAACGGCCUAGCGGCCUGUGAGGAUGCGGAGCAGUGGGAGCAUGCCUUUGCUCUACUGGACACGGUCCAACGUUUGCGCUUGGAGCCAAGCACCGUGCUGGUGAGCAGUGCCAGCAGCGCCGCGUCGCGGCAUUGGCCCAAGACCCUGGAGCUGCUGGUGCAGGCCGUGCAGGCAGGCUUGAAGCUGGAUGCGGUGGCGCAGAACACCGUGAUCACGGCGGCCGGCCGUGGAGGCCGCUGGUCCUUGGCCUUGAAUGCUCUGGCGCAGGCGGUGGAGGCCCAGACUGUGGCGGUGCGUUCCUUCCGCGCUGCCAUCGCUGCGGUGGCUUGUGCUGGAUGGGAGUGCUGUCUCUGGCUGCUGUCCUCCAUGCGACGACCGUCGCCAGACCUGGAGUGCUACUCGGAGGCCAUGUUUGCCUGCGUGCAAAGUGCUGGGACCUGGGAGGUCUGCUUGAGCCUUUUGGAGGUGAUGUGGUCUCGGAGGCGUGGCCCUGAUCUGCGAGCUUAUGGAUGUGUGGCCAGGGCAUGUGGCUUGGGCCACGCCUGGCCGCACGCGGUGGGGCUGCUGGAGCUCAUGGACCGGCGCCAGCAACACGACGCUUCAGGCUCGGUCUGGAAUGCGGUGGCGUGGGCUCUCCAGGCCGCUGGCCGCGCGUUGCCCCCGGUGCCCGCGACCGUGUCGGUGGACCUGCGGAAGGAGCAUGAGGUGGUGAACUUCGUGCGACGUCGGGCGCAGGUGGGGGACUUGGAGGGUGUGCUGGCGGCCAUCGAGACCUAUGCCUCGGGGCGCAAGUGGCUGAAGGUGGCCGGUGGGCGCAAGGCUUCGCUCUUGCAGGGGAGCCUGCUGCCGGGCGACCGCAUUGUGGAGUUCGGCACGUACAUGGGCUACUCCGCGCUGUUGAUGGCCCAGCAGCUCCGAACGCUAGGCGGUGGUGGGCGCAUCCAGUCGUGCGACGUGAACGCGCUCACCUGGCCCUUCGCCAAUGAGUUGGUGCAUUGGGCCAACGUCCAAGGGGAGGUGCAGCUCCGGGUGGGCUCUGCCUGGGAUUGGUUGGCCAGUGGCCAGCUGGGGCAGAUGGAUGUGCUCCUUCUGGAUCACCGCGGCACCGUCUACCAGGAGGACCUCCGCUCGGCCGAGCCCGCGCUGCACCGGGGCGCACGGGUCCUGGCGGACAACGUGCUGCUCCCUGGGGCGCCUCUCUUCUUGGCGCAGGUGGCCGACGGCUACCACGUCACCAUCCAUGAGGUGAGUGAGUUCAUGCAGCCGGAGUUGGAGGACUGGGUGCUGGCCUGCACCCCCUCGCCCGCUGCAGCGCCGCACUCGUCUGUGGAGUACAGCGACCUCCGGGAACUCAGGCAGUGGUGCCGCGAGGUGGAUGCGAUUUGCUGGGCGUCUCGCCGGGAGGAGGUCGAUUGGAAGGGCUUCCAGGAGCAGCUCUCGCCAGCUCUCAGGUGCUGGUGCGCGCGGCAUGGCGUCGGCACGCUCCGCCGGAGUGGGGCCUUUCAGGAUCCGAGAGACUGGCCUGUGCGGCGGCUCCGUGAGGAGCUCCGGAAAAGGGGGCAGGCAGAUGCAGGUCCCAAGUCCGAGCUGGUGAAGAGGUACAUCCAAUGUGCCUGAGACAUUUGAGCCCGCCUUCCAGCCGAGCGCUCCGCAGAAGUCCCGGCGAUCCGAAGGUCACUGCGAGAGUCGAUGGGUGCCGCUGAUGGAGGCCGGGUGAAGAUCGUCAGGAUCCCCGUUUCAGCUGAACAAACACCGCACUGCGGGCCGCUGUGCCGGGCUGCGUUCCUCCGGCUGUCUGUCACCACUGGCAGAGCUCAUUCCCAGGCAUGACGUGCUUAAUAAUGGAGGGCCUUGGUGCUUCACUGAGCAGCUGCUUCCCGAAAACACCGAUGCCUUCCUUUGAGAGUGUAGUGUUGCACUUCCGAUUGGGCCGAUCUCCAACCUUCGUGACGACGACGAGGACCCGGACAGUCGUGAGCCCGGACAAGUGACCGGCUUCGAACACCGAAGGUCCCACCAUGGACAUCGCUGUGAGGAUGGCCUG
Durusdinium trenchii is the source of this 2540-nucleotide messenger RNA. The record is from the annotation of a GenBank genome assembly. Lineage: Eukaryota; Dinophyceae; Suessiales; Symbiodiniaceae.